This is a messenger RNA of Talaromyces stipitatus ATCC 10500, 2281 nucleotides long. Its product is annotated as cutinase transcription factor 1 alpha, putative. Lineage: Eukaryota; Fungi; Ascomycota; Eurotiomycetes; Eurotiales; Trichocomaceae. Gene Ontology annotation, molecular function: DNA-binding transcription factor activity, RNA polymerase II-specific; DNA binding; zinc ion binding. Bases 1 to 2211 code for a protein of 736 amino acids. Gene Ontology annotation, biological process: regulation of DNA-templated transcription; DNA-templated transcription. The record is from RefSeq and is a predicted model, not a curated record. The transcript has 7 exons.
AUGAGUCCAAAGUCUCAAGUACAGCGGACUGUGAGAACUCGCGCAAAAAGGGCCUGUAUCACUUGCAACGCUCGCCGAGUGAAAUGUAAUGUUGUCGAGAAACAGCCCUGCGAUAAUUGCAGAGCCUCGGGUGCGCAUUGUGAGAUUGGAGUUUCGAGGAGAGGAAAAUAUCCCCGAUAUAUUGUCAGCCCUCAUCCCAGUACUCUGCAUACAAGCCCACAAGCUGGAGAAGGAGUCAAGAACAUAGUAAACCGACCAAGAAUUCAGGGAGAUAUACUCUCUCCCGACAAUAGCGUGCACCUCAACAGUAUGACGUUUGAGCCGUCGCAUCCCCGGAUUAAGAGCGAACUCGAUCAAACUAUCUUCUUCGGCGAAUCUAGUCCCCUGACUUGUGUCGUCGAAGAAGGUAACAACCCACUCGAAGGUGGUGACUCAGCAACCCCGUCAAAUAAAAUAAGAUGGCAAUAUCCCAUUCCCGAGGUCGUGUGCCGAAGAUCAGUCAGUUUUUCACUCUUUGCUAGUCGAAAAGCACGCAAAAUUGAGCAGUUGACUCGUGAAGGCAUAUUCGACUUCCCGGAGCCAGCUGUUUGUGAGAUGCUCCUUAAGGCUUACUUCGAAUGGUUUCAUCCUUGCUUCCCGAUUGUCGACAGAGUGGAGAUUAGCAAGUCGUGUAACGAUAACACCAUCUCCCCGUUGUUGCUGCAAUCAAUGCUGUUCAUUGGUGCUAGCCUCUGUAGCGAUGAAGUACUUCGAGCAUCUGGAUUUAGUGAUCGUUAUGAGACCAAGUUCCAUUUUUAUGAUAGGGGGAAGGAGAUAUUUGAUGCUGAUUGCGAGACGGAUUCGCUUUCAAAGCUGCAGGCGUUGUUUCUGUUGAGCUUCUGGCGUAGUACCCCUGGCCACGAGAAAGAUACCCGGUAUUGGUUGGGCGCUGCUAUCAGUCUUGCUCAGACGGGAGGUCUGCAUAUGCUAUCCAAAUUAUCUCUUUUGAAACCCAAGGAGAAGAGAGUCAGAAAACGCAUAUUCUGGUCCCUAUAUAUACGUGAUCAACAAGUCGCCGCUGCUUACGGGCUGCCACCUCGGAUUCGAGAUGAAGAUUGCGAUAUCUCGAUGCUGGAUGAGGAGGAUUUCGAUGAGUCGGGUUUCGUGGGAAAUACGGCUGUAUUCGGUAUACAACGACCGGAACAUAUUUCAUACAUGAUACAGAUGGCAAGGGCAUCUAGGCUGCUUCGUGAAGUGGUCUGGGCGGCAUAUCUCCCGGGCAGACUUCGAUACGACCCUAGUGACCGCGAGAAAUUGAAAGGUCGGUUGCUGCAAUUCGAAUCCGAACUACCACCAGAACUUAAGCUUUCUCAAGCACUGGAGCAUGGUACGAUGUACUUUGCGGGAAUUGUCAACAUUACUUACCAUUAUCUUUAUAUACUUCUAUACCGGCCGUCAUACCUCGAUCCAUCUGAUGAAAAGAAUCAAAAGGAAGGAAUGUUGGCUCUUCAAGCAGCCUGUCGAUGUACGCGAAUCCUUGAGGACAUGCUAUCUCACAACUUGAUUGAGCAUGGUAUCAUCCACUUAAUUACAAACAUAUUUGCUACUCUUUGUAUUCACACUGUGCACUUCUCGCGCUCAGAAAACACAGAACGGAAACUCGCCGAACAUCGAGCGAAGCUUUGCUUACUCGGGUUGAAGGAGCUACAGAAAUCCUGGGAUUUGAAUUAUUGGGUCUUGGAAAUAUUCUUUCACUGUCUAGAUGAGAGUACGGCGGAGUAUCUGAAGAUAUCAGAAGAGAAGAACAACAACAAUAAGGCCGGCGUGGCCAGCACGAGCAUGAAUGGUGGCAGUGGGAACGUUGAUGCAAUAACAGCGGGCAACAUAAGCCCAUCCAGGGAGGUUCCACACAAUAUGCAGUUAUUUCCAAGCUCCACGAAAUCCAUUUUUUCGAGCGUCAUCUCUGUGGAAGAAUUCCCACAAAAUCAACUACCUUCACUAUCAUCAGCGCAACAGCAGGAAGCGCAACAACAAGAGGAAACCCUCAACGAAGAACAGCCACAAAACCUGACUGAGAUGACGCCAUUAUCUCUUCCCAGCAACGAAGUUGAUAUUGACUUAUCAGAGCCGUAUCUAUUCGACGAAGAAUUUGCGCGGAACUUUGGCUCUUGUACGCCACGUCUGGAUGCACUGAACUCGACGAAUUUGGACUUCCUAUAUCGUUAUCUAUAAAGUUCAAGACGCGAUUAAGCCAUUGGGUUCUGUAGCUUACCAGCCUCUAUCAUAAUUUAGUUCCAGCAUA